CACAGACACAGGAUGCAACAUGCAGUAUGAAGUAUGUCUUUUCAGUCUUGCCUUCUUUAUGUUUAAUUCAUUUGUUCAAAAAGGCAUUUAUGGUCUGAAGCUGUACCAGAACCCAUAUGUUACAGCUGCAGUAGGGGGCACAGUCAUAAUGAACUGCACUGCAUCCAGUGAAACUGUAGGACCUUUCAAAUGGUACAAGGGUGGAGGGCAGGAGAAGCUCUUGUACUCGCAUGGUGCUCCUAAUGAAUCAGAUCCACGAAUACGUACAACUAGCAAUAAUGAAAGCAACAGAGCAACUGAUCUAUCCAUCACAUUUGUAAAUAUUACCUGGGGAGAUGCAGGAGUUUAUUACUGUGUGAAGUUCAACUCAAGUAAAGUACACGUGGCAGCAAAUGGAUCAGGAACUCAACUUCAUGUAAUCCAUGCCCCUUAUUCCACCUUGACAACUGCUUUUAACCAGUCGGACUCCUCUCAGUGUGGGCCAUCCUGCACUAUCAUAUUUGGAAUAACAUCUGCUUCCUUAGUUGUUCUGUUCUUUUUAAUCAUUCUAGUUAUUCAACAGAAGAAAAGAAGAAAGGGCAAUAAUGCCUCUCAAAAGAGAUUAGCUGUCACAAACCGUGAAGCAAAACUAGAAAUCUCUGAAGCAGAACCAAAAGAGGGUAUGAACAAUGAUGGUAUUACAUAUGCUUCACUUCAAAUACAAAAUGGAUCAUCGCAAAAAAGAAAGAUACAGAAACAAAAGGGUCAUGAAGAUGGAGAAAAGUAUGCAUCUGUCCAUUUCGCAGGUGCAUCAGAUGAAGGCAACUAUGCUGAUCUCAGUUUUAACAAGUCGAGUAAAAAUGCAAUAAUUCCAGAGUAUUACAUUGAUGAGUAAACAACUGAGUGUACUUCAAUGGCAAGGAAAACAAACAAUCUAAAAAGAAAGCAAAUUGUGAUUACUACAAAUUGUUUCCCCUCUACAAUAACAAAUGCAUAAAAUGAAAUGAUGGCAUAUCUUCAGAUCAAAUGACUGCACUGAAUAUUUUCUUACAAUUCUACUGCCUGAAUAAACUUUUCUCUUAAAGCUGCAUCAAUAGCAAUUUAAAAAAUAUGAACAGCAUAUGCUUAUUGUAAAUUUGGUUCUGCAUGCUAAUAUAACAUGCGACUUGCUUUUUUAUAUCAUGUCUUCUCUGUCAUAGUGCCUAUAUUAGAAUUACAGUGAUACAUGGAUUAAAUGAUUUAAUAAGAUGUUACACUAGUCUUGAAUAAGUUGGAUGCCAUAUAACUCCAUCCAUAAGUUCAACAUAUUAGUGUUGUAAUUGAUCACAAACUGAUGUCUAAGCUGAAGUUUAGCGCACCACUCUGUGAUUUACUUUGCCAUAUUACAAACAACACUGAGCCUUCCUGUACUCUGUUUAGACUUCGGAAUGCUACAACACAUUUUAUUUUCUGUUUAGCUUUUUUGUUAGUUUUAGGCAUUAUUCAUGUGUCUUAUUUUGGCUAAUAUAGAAAAGAUAAUACCUUAUUACUUGAAGUUGUCAGUAACAUUUUGAUACUGAUCAUCAGAAUAAUAGAAAUAGCAAAUGGAAUAUUUUGAAUGCAUUUUAAGGAGUGACAGAAUAUAGCUAAAACUUCCCCAAUUAUUUAUGUCUUUAAUUUGUGGAUUAUGUUAGUGUCACUAAAAGGGUACUGUAUACUGCACGUCUGCAUUUGGGGACUUAUCACUCGCUACUGUUAGCUCAGUGAAAUAUUUGAUCCCCAGGCCACACCAUUUUUCUUUGUCAGUACAAACAAUGUUUUGGAUAGCAUUUCCUACACAAACAGAUGAGUUUAACGAAUAAAAACCAAACAACUAAA
Protopterus annectens (West African lungfish) is the source of this 1836-nucleotide messenger RNA. RefSeq names its product signal-regulatory protein beta-2-like. Lineage: Eukaryota; Metazoa; Chordata; Ceratodontiformes; Protopteridae. Bases 20 to 874 code for a protein of 284 amino acids. Gene Ontology annotation, cellular component: plasma membrane. The record is from RefSeq and is a predicted model, not a curated record. The transcript is spliced from 7 exons.